ACAAGAAAACAAGCGAGGAAGGAUACUAGAUUAAUACAGUACUAUAUAGGUGUAUACGGUACUAUAUAGGUGUAUACGGUACUAUAUAGAUGUAUACGGUACUAUGUAGGUGUAUACGGUACUAUAUAGGUGUAUACAGUGGUAUAAAAAUAUUACGUGUAUGGUGGCAAUAUUUGACCGGAAGUACAAAUUUGGACACUUCACUACACCAACGUUGAACAUUGAAACAUUAUUUCAAGAGGCGCCGGUUUCCAUUCUGGUGUAGCAAGAAGGAGGAGGUUCCUGUGGCAUGACGACGACAUACAAAGGAAAUAAAGCCUUAAAGGUCAAACGAGAGCCAGGUGAGAAUGGCACCAGCUUGACAGACGACGAACUGGUGAUCAUGUCGGUGCGUGAGCUCAACCAGCACUUCCGAGGACUCUCCAAGGAAGAGAUCCUACAACUGAAGCAGCGUCGACGCACCCUGAAGAAUCGAGGCUAUGCCGCCAGCUGCCGGGUAAAGCGAGUCUCUCAAAAGGAAGAGCUGGAAAAUCAGAAGGCGCUGCUGCAAGAAGAAGUGGACAAACUGGCCAAUGAGAAUGCUUCCAUGCGUCAGGAGUUGGACACUCUCAGGUCUAAGUAUGACGCCUUACAGACCUUUGCCAGGACCGUGGCCAGGAACCCCAGUGUGGGGGUCGGAUUCAGGGCUGGCGUGGGAGGGGUAGCGUCGUCUAUCAUUGGUCAACUCAUACCAGGAAAGGUGGCAACGGCGACAAGCGUGAUUACAAUAGUCAAGUCAAAAGCAGAUGCACGGUCUUGAGGGGAAUAGGUUGAUUUGAGGGUUUUGAGGGAUGUGUUUUUCACCUUUCCUCCUUCAGCAUUCACCCAUGGACACCUACCUGAAAUCUGUGCAGGUGAGGAACCAUACCUACCUAAUCUCAGCACAAGUGAAAGACCAUACCUACCUGAAUUCAGUGUACAUGAAGAACCAUUAACACCUGUAGUCAGUGUACUUGAAGUGUACCUACCUGAAGUCAGCGCAUGUGAAGGACCAUACCUACCUGAAUUCAGUGUACAUGAAGAACCAUUAACACCUGUAGUCAGUGUACUUGAAGUGUACCUACCUGAAGUCAGCGCAGGUGAAGGACCAUACCUACCUGAAGUUAACGCAAGUGAAGGACCAUGCCUACCUGAAGUUAGCGCAGGUGAAGGACCAUGCCUACCUGAAUUCAGUGUACAUGAAAGACCAUGCCUACCUGAAGUCAGUGUACAUGAAGAAACAGACCUCCCUGAAGUUAGCGCAGGUGAGGCACCAUGCUGAAGUGAGGAAAGAUCCGAUGACAAUUUGGAUUAAUCAUAAUUCAUCACAGGUUAUUACUUGCAUAAUUUGAAUCAACUUAAAAGAGCCCAAUAUUUUUUCACAAAUGCAAUUCUUAUUGUCAAAUUGUCAUAAAGGAAUAAUUCCCAAAUGUUUUACUUAAAUGCAUUUGAGUAAAAUGUCAUUUAUUUGUUGAUCAAUUGGUCACAAUUUUAUCUACAGUACAGUGAGGGUUUAUUUUGAAGGGAAAUUUGCUAUAGAGCACAUCAUCACUGACACAUGCAUUGACCUGAUGACUGACCGUACAACAACAACAACUUGCUUUCAGGUUAAAGUAGAGGAUACUUCAU
Nerophis lumbriciformis (worm pipefish) is the source of this 1647-nucleotide messenger RNA. Its product is annotated as transcription factor MafK-like. Gene Ontology annotation, biological process: regulation of epidermal cell differentiation; regulation of transcription by RNA polymerase II. Gene Ontology annotation, cellular component: nucleus. Lineage: Eukaryota; Metazoa; Chordata; Actinopteri; Syngnathiformes; Syngnathidae. Gene Ontology annotation, molecular function: DNA-binding transcription factor activity, RNA polymerase II-specific; RNA polymerase II cis-regulatory region sequence-specific DNA binding. The record is from RefSeq and is a predicted model, not a curated record.